UAAUAUAAUACGCCGAAGGGAAAAACGGGAGCCCCAUUUCAAAUUUCCUGCAACGAGAGUGAAAGUAGGAAGGACAUUUUGGUCUUCAACUAUUAUCUUCUUAUAAGUUAUAUUUUUAACAAUGGUUACGUUUAAUUUGUCUUCCUAAGUGAUCGAAAUUUAAGAAAGGAAGCCUCAAAGGAUUAAAACAGAAAUACUUAGUUAAUUCCAAAACCGGCAUUCCUAAACAGCCUCAUAGGAGAAAUAUAUAUAAAUACGGUAACAAGUUGAGCAGAAUGAGACGGGGCGGAGCAAAAUGAGUUGGAAGUUGAUAUUCAGGUAAUACCCACAGGAUGGGUUCAAAUUGCCAUCACUAAUUAUCAUUGCUAAGUAAUAAAGUUGCAAUGAAGAAUUAUUGACUAACCUACCCCGGCCAACGGGCCGGGUUAUAAGCUAGUUCUGUAAGAUAUGAAAACAGUCUGCCAGAUAAAAAUAUAUAGACUAUCAUUAACUUUUUUAGCAAACAUAACCAAUAAAUUUGGUGAGAAAAUAUAUUUUAUUAUUUUAUUACCAAUAGUUUUAGUAUUAAUUUGGUCACAAAUUUGUUUUGUUUGUAAGUGACUAUUUUAGCAUGUUUAUGUAACCAAAAAUAUUAGUUACUUUAAAAAGCAUUAAGGACAAUAGACAAAUAGUUUUGGUUAGAAAAAAAUUCAACAUUUUAUUAAUAAUUUUUUGGUCAUAUAAAUUUUAAUUUGGUUAUAAAAACUCUAUUUUUUAGUUAGUGACCAAUUCAUCAAAAAUUUUACUACUAAAAUAUAAUUGGUCAUAAAAAAUAAGCAUUUGCCGACCAAAAAAAUUUAGUUGCAUGGAAAUGGUCACAAAAGACCAUAUUUGUUGUAGUGAUAAAAUGUUCAAAUUACUUGUUAACUUUGUGGUGAACAACCAAAAACUAAUAUUCAAAUAAAUUGUAAGAACUAUGAAGUUGAACGUGUUGAUAGAAAGAAUAGUGUAUAGAUGAGUGACUUGCUACUCGUUUUUUGUAUAUUUUUUUAAGGGGUUAAAGACACAUUUGGUCACUGAGAUUAUAAAAUUGGGACAUGUUUAGUCACUAGAAAAAGUUAAUAUCAAAUUUGGUCACUACAAUUACUAAAACUGGACACAUUUAGUCACUCGCCGUUAGUCUCCGUCCAACUCCAUUAAUGAAGUCCGUUAAGUGCUGAUGUGGCAAACAGAAUUGUCUAAUCAGCCGGAUAUAACUCAACAAAAAUAAAACCCGACCCGCCACGUCAUUAUAACCCACCACGUCAUUAAAACCAACCCAACCCAUGACCCAACCCCACCCUUCUUCCUCCUUCCUCCCACCUCGGCACCUCCCACCUCCUUCUUUCCCCAAAACCACCGCCGCCGCCGCUCUCCUUCUUCCUCCCACCUCCUCCCGCAAACCUGUUCGACCUAACCCAGCAGACCAAUCCUUCACCAACGAGGCCAUUGACGUUCACAAAGAAUCCCCCAAAUGUUCACAAUUGCAUCAGAGAGAAAUGCAAGACCAAGGAAAGCACAGAGCAAACUAGGCAGCAAACCAGAAUCAAGAUUUCGUUACAAAACAACUUGGCGGAGAAGGCGGCGGCGUGGUGGUGCUACUUAUGGAGAUACUUCACAGCAACAAUCCUCCCGUCGAACAGCUGCCCCAAGUAAACCGACCCGAACCCACCGUCCCCAAUCUUCCUCUUCGCGAAUCCUCCUCCGCAACAAGCGCCUUCAAGUGCCUGGACCUGAAAACCGCCGCCACAAUCAAAACCACGAGAAGCAAACACAUCACCGUGAAAAUCGAGCAGAGGAUCGCAAUCCGAUUCGUAUCCUCGUCGCGAAUCCAUGGCGAAAUCCGGGCGGCGGGGCGGAGCGAAAUCCCUGCUGUGAUGGGUGGCGGAGAGGGGCGGAAGAGCAGGCGGGGAGGAGGCGGAGAGGGGUUUUGACGAGGGAGCAGUCGGAAGGGCAGAGAGAGCAAUUGGGGAGGCUGGGAGGGGAGCAAGAGCGGAGGGCGGAGAGGCGAGAGCAGGAGGAGUCGGCGAGGCGAAAAGGGGAGCCGGAGAAGUGGAUGGAGGGAGGGAGGGCGGAACAGUUAUGGCGGGGGAGAAGGAGACGAGGGGAGAGGGAAAGGGAAGAGGAAUUAGGGCGGAAGGCUAGGACGGAGAAGGAGGUGUUUGCGAGGGAGAGGAUGGAGUGAGGGGAAGCGCAUUUGAGAGUGAAGGCGGGGUGGCCGCAGCUAAGGGAGGAGGAGAAUGGGUACGGCGGCGGCGACGGGAAUGGCGGGCAGGGAGUGGUUUUGGGGAAAGAAGGAGGAAGAAGGGUUGGGUGGGGUUGGGUCAUGGGUUGGGUUGGGUUGGUUUUAAUGACGUGGCGGGUUAUAAUGACGUGGCGGGUCGGGUUUUAUUUUUGUUGGGUUAUAUCCAGCUGAUUAGGCAAUUCUGUUUGCCACAUCAGCACUUAACGGACUUCAUUAACGGAUUUUGACGGAGACUAACGGCGAGUGACUAAAUGUGUCCAGUUUUAGUAAUUGUAAUGACCAAAUUUGAUAUUAACUUUUUCUAGUGACUAAACAUGUCCCGAUUUUAUAAUCUCAGUGACCAAAUGUGUCUGUAACCCUUUUUUUAAGGGAAGUGAUUUGCUACUUGUUAUGCCUUUGGUUUUUUUUAUUAGAUAUAGCUCGUAGCAUCGACAAUAGAUAUGAUAAAUAGACUUGGUCACA
This is a messenger RNA of Linum trigynum, 2725 nucleotides long. Lineage: Eukaryota; Viridiplantae; Streptophyta; Magnoliopsida; Malpighiales; Linaceae. The record is from the annotation of a GenBank genome assembly.